CUCGCCGGGGGCCACCGCACCGAAGGCGUCCGCGCGACGAGCCAGACCAGCCGCUACGCAAGAUGGCUGUGUGUCGCUGACGAGUGCCCGACUAACCGGACAGGGGUACAGACAGUCCGCGGAUAAGCGGAACAUGCGGCUACGUGACCGUCGGGCCCGUCCCUGAAGAGAGAGACCCUGGCCAAGAAGCGAGAGGGAAUGUGUGACAUGUUCAUCCAAACACAGCAGACGAGUAGCGUCAACGGCAGCAGCAGCAGCAGCAGCAGCAGCAGCAGUAACAACACCGUUCACCAUCCCAGCAAGAAGCGCAAGUUAGAUUACAACGUGAGCCAGCCGGUGAUCCAGCACGCAUUGGUCCAAUCGACCAGCGACUACCAAUUGGACAAUACCGGUCUGCAACAACGGUACUCCGUGAACGGUGCUAAUACCGCAUUUAGCUCGCUGCACAACAAUAAUGCGCUGCAGAAGAGUAGCCCGAACCAGCAGACCCUGGUACGAGCCUCGACGAUCAAGCUCUUAGACACGUACCAGCGCUGUGGCCAGAAGAGAAAAACUUGGUCGAGGGAAGGUAAUGGUGACGGCCUGGCAGUCCAUUCCGCCAACGCGAAUGUGGUGGGUAGUACUGUAGUGUCGCAGCACCAUACCCAACAGCAACAGCAGCUGCAGCAACAACAGCAGCAACAGCACAGCAAGCAGGCAAGCAUGACGGCGCAUAGCAAACAAGUGGCCAACGCGGCCAACGGCGGCGGCAGCAGCAAUCCCCAGGGCGACGGGGAUUAUCAUUUGGUGCAGCACGAAGUUCUUUAUUCCAUGACCCAUCAGUAUGAGGUCCUCGAGUUUCUCGGCAGAGGUACUUUCGGGCAGGUUGUAAAAUGUUGGAAAAAAGGGACAAGCGACAUAGUAGCCAUCAAAAUUCUUAAGAACCAUCCAUCGUAUGCGCGCCAAGGUCAGAUUGAGGUCUCCAUCCUGUCUCGACUUAGUCAGGAAAAUGCGGAUGAGUUCAAUUUCGUGCGCGCCUACGAGUGCUUUCAGCACAAAUCACAUACCUGCUUGGUAUUUGAAAUGUUAGAGCAAAAUCUCUACGAUUUCUUGAAGCAGAAUAAAUUUUCACCCCUACCUCUCAAAUACAUUAGGCCCAUUCUCCAACAAGUGUUGACCGCGCUAUUGAAAUUGAAGCAAUUAGGAUUGAUACAUGCCGAUUUGAAACCGGAGAACAUUAUGCUGGUGGAUCCAAUGCGUCAGCCCUAUCGAGUGAAAGUCAUCGAUUUCGGAUCGGCCUCGCAUGUAUCCAAAGCCGUCUGCAACACUUAUCUGCAAUCACGAUACUACCGCGCACCCGAGAUCAUACUGGGACUUCCGUAUUGUGAAGCGAUAGAUAUGUGGUCACUCGGCUGUGUGGUCGCAGAGUUGUUUUUGGGAUGGCCUUUAUACCCGGGCAGUUCCGAGUACGAUCAAAUUCGAUAUAUAAGUCAAACGCAGGGCCUACCGACGGAGCAUAUGCUAAACAACGCCAGCAAAACAACAAAAUUCUUUUACCGGGACAUGGACAGUACAUAUCCAUUUUGGCGAUUAAAGACACCGGAAGAACACGAGGCAGAGACUGGUAUCAAAUCCAAGGAAGCGAGAAAAUAUAUUUUUAAUUGCCUUGACGAUAUCGGUCAGGUUAAUGUACCGACUGACUUAGACGGCGGUCAACUCUUGCCAGAGAAAGCGGACAGGCGAGAAUUCAUUGACCUCUUGAAGAGGAUGCUUACAAUGGACCAGGUAGAGCGCCGUAUAACACCCGGCGAGGCACUGAAUCAUGCGUUUGUUACUCUGGCACAUCUAGUCGAUUACGCGCAUUGUAACAACGUCAAAGCUUCCGUCCAGAUGAUGGAGGUUUGCAGGCGCGCGGGAGAUUUUACUGCGAGUCCUGCGCAUCAUCAGGCUCCGCCGGCGCCUCAGCCACCUCCACCAACGUCUUUAGUAGCCAAUUUUGUACCGACUACUAACGGCAGUGCGGUGACUCUCACCUUCAACAACCAAUUGUCUAAUCAAGUGCAGCGAUUAGUCAGAGAGCACCGCACCGCACAAACAGGAUAUGACAAUCUGUACCAAAUAUAUAGUAACAGCAGUAGACGAGCGACGCAGUAUAGCGGCUCGUCUAGCGGAUCCAACAGUGGACGAAGUGGAGUUCACGAUUUUCCGCAUCAACUGGUACCCGGCAUAUUGUGUCCACCACAUGGCUACCAAACUAUGCCAAGUCCUGCGAAGCACGUAGUUGUUGCUCAACCACCACAAGCGCAACAAGCACCUCUGCAGAUACAAUCGUCCAUUAUAUCGCAGCAAGCCGUGGCCGCGGCGGCUGUAGCUGCUCAACAACAAUACGCUGCAGUUCCCGUGUCUAUGGUCGAGACUGGUCGGCAAAUGUUGCUUACCAAUGCUGUGCAGACAUCUUGGCCUGGUGGAAGUCGUCAGAUGGCUGCGAUCGUACCAUCGUGGCAGCAAUUGCCACCGCAGCACAUUCAACAACCACUCCUCAGCGAUACUGGAGAUUGGGGAAGGCCCCUUAUCGUCGAUAGCUCUGCUAUUCUACAGGAUCAGCGGCCGGUAUUUCCUGUCACGGAAGUUUACAAUGCUAGUGCACUUGUCGAGCAUCCGUCACAGAGCUGGGGCAAGCGCACCGUCACCAAACAUCAUCAACAUCAUGUGACGGUACCUCAGCAGACUCAGCAUAGACAUGAACACAAGAAAGAGACGCAACAACUGAGUCCUGUGAAGAAACGGGUAAAGGAGAGCACACCGCCGAGUAGUAUGCGACGACACUCACCGAGUAGUCAUUGGCAGGAACAACCAGUUCAGUCUCAUCAUCACGGUAGCAAACACAGUAGUAGUCAUAACGUGGAGCAUCACCCAGUCGCAUCCGUACGGCAACAGACCAUCACGAUUGAUGACACGCCUUCGCCAGCCGUUUCCGUUAUCACGAUCAGUGAUAGUGAAGAUGAGACACCUGGAAAAUGCUGUGGAGACCGUCAGUGCAGCGCCUGUCAAAGUUUGGCAACUCGCUUGUCGGGCGACGGACGUCCUGUCCGUGAAGAAAUCAUACGAAGCACUCAAUCGACGCCUCGCGUAGUACAGCCGAUGCAACAGUCAACACACGCGAGCAGUCAGCAACAUGCGAGUGGGCACGUUACAACGCAUAGCAGCUCAUCAUCACAUCGAACGCAUCGCAAGAAUAUCAUUAGCUGUGUCACUGUUGGUGAUAGCGACGGCGAAGCCAGCCCAAGUCGCACGCAUGCCCAUUUAUAUCUGCCGCAACACCCGCAGCAUCAGCAGACCACGCAAUUAAUUAAGCACGAGCCGCAGCAACAACAUCACGUCAGCAGUAGCUCAGGCUAUUCUUCUCAGUCACAAAAGAAGCGACUAUUGGCGAAGGUGCAGUCUGAAUGUAACAUGGUGAACGUCGCGACGAAACCAGAACCUGGUGUUGAGUACCUUGCUCCACAUCCGUGUCACGCGCCAGCUUGCAAAGAGCCACCGACCUAUCAGUAUGUGACCACGAGUAGUGCGCAUCCUCACCUGCAAGAGCAGCAUAUCGUGUACACGACCGGCACGGACAAACGAGUGUCCUGGCCUGGGAAGCGAGCUGAGUACAAGCAUGAAUACGUUCAACCACCGGCUGCUCACUCGAGAGACCAUCAGAAGUGGGUGGUGGCUAAUCCUGUGCAUCAAUAUAGGCAGAGUCAGGUAGUAGGUACGGCAGCCCAUCCGGGUCAUACUCACAGUCAUCACGGGCAUCCGGCUCAUCUGAGUCCCGGCGGCAGUGGCGGUGGUAGGAGUCCCGCCGGAGGGCCUGUGAUAGGAAGUGCCCAGCAUUUGGGACAGCCCCUCUAUCAGGAAUACGCUCACGUGCGCUCGAGAGCCCACGCGGUGCCGCCUCCUGUGUACGUUACCGCGGCACCAUCACAGGCUGCUACAGCUAUCCAGCAGCAACAAGUACCCACGUAUCAAGGAUUCACACCCGGCUCGUCUCCAUUAACGUUGUAUGAUUCUAGUCGAGCAUUGCCACCGCCAGCUCAUCACAGCUCGGCCAGACCGUUACUGGCGAGUCAUGCAGCACAUCCGUUGCCUGCACAUAUGCAGCCUACAGCCGUUUAUGGAUUGGCCCCGCUUUCGCCAGCCAAACACCAAUACCAACCUUCCAGUUUAUGGUUUACUGAAUAAAUUAUUACCGUCGAGUCGUGAAUAAGAGUUGUGUACGAACAAAUAACGAGUAAUUGUACGAUUUUCUGGGAACUUACGAGCCGCUCGUGCCAAUCAGCGAACGUGUAACCGAUAUCAAAUGGCACAAAGAAAGAAAAGUGUCGUGUUGAUUUUCCCCGUUUUUGUGCACCUGGCCAAUAAGUGAGCGGGUAGGGAAAUUCCGAACCGCUGCGAUUUGCGAAUACGAUCAGUAGCACAAAUACAUUAUCGAGCAAGUUUGCCGAAGAGAGCAAAGAGCAGAAGCUCAAGCAUUAAGACAAAAAUUUUGACAAUCCGUCCUAUAUAUAAGCAGCGACCACUCCCUUCCGAUCGCUCUCAUAAAAAGUGAGACACGAGAUCACGGUCAAUAUAACUAGAUCUCUUUAUAUAUGUUUGUUACGUCCUUUAUGUGUCCGAAACAAUUUCAUCGUCUUAUCGUAACAAUUUCAUAAGAGGAAAAAAACUAUCUUGCUUUGAUAUGCAGUUAUAUGCGAACAUUUAACUUUUUUCUCCAGGCAGAAAGUAAAAAGUGAAAAUUUUUACCAUUAAAAUUAAUGAAGAAAUUUUUCACGUUUCCGCCCUAGGGAAAAGUUACACGGUCGGUACUCUUUUUACAAAAUCCCUCAUCUGGCACGUUUCUUUUUUUUUUUUUCUUAAUUCCAAGAGACACAUAUAUCUCGACAUAUGCGGCAUACAUUAAAUUUCGUAAGUUUCCAGAGACACCGAAGUUUUAUUACGGAAACGGUAGAGUUUAUAAGGACAUUGUACAGACCAAAAUUUUCUAUCGAAUUGUCCCAAUCUGCUUAAGGCGCAUACGUGUAGUUUCUCUAUUGUA
Molecule: messenger RNA, 5056 nt
Organism: Trachymyrmex cornetzi
Lineage: Eukaryota; Metazoa; Arthropoda; Insecta; Hymenoptera; Formicidae
Gene: Hipk
Product: Homeodomain interacting protein kinase
Exons: 18
Coding region: 199-4203 (1334 amino acids)
Biological process (GO): peptidyl-serine phosphorylation; peptidyl-threonine phosphorylation
Cellular component (GO): nucleus; cytoplasm
Molecular function (GO): ATP binding; protein tyrosine kinase activity; protein serine/threonine kinase activity
Source: RefSeq, a predicted model, not a curated record